AUGGCCGCUGUUAAGACCGACCCUGACGAUGAAAUUAAACAAGAAAAUGGGCACCCAGCUCAAGUUGGGGUUGAAGAGGAUACAGCAGAGCAAAUAGACUUGGGGGAUGAAGUCAAGAAGAAGAAGAAAAAACACAAAAAGAAGAAAAAUAGUGCGAAUACUACAAGUAACGGCAUUGAUGGAGAUGAAGUGAAUGGUGUUGAACUCAGUGGAGAGAAGAAUGAUGCCAGCACUGAGAUUAUUGUCA
Messenger RNA from Candidula unifasciata, 247 nucleotides. The record is from the annotation of a GenBank genome assembly. Lineage: Eukaryota; Metazoa; Mollusca; Gastropoda; Stylommatophora; Geomitridae.